This is a messenger RNA of Bactrocera latifrons, 1506 nucleotides long. RefSeq names its product peroxisomal membrane protein PMP34 (gene PMP34). The transcript has 5 exons. Gene Ontology annotation, molecular function: NAD transmembrane transporter activity; AMP transmembrane transporter activity; ATP transmembrane transporter activity. The record is from RefSeq and is a predicted model, not a curated record. Gene Ontology annotation, cellular component: peroxisomal membrane. Lineage: Eukaryota; Metazoa; Arthropoda; Insecta; Diptera; Tephritidae. Bases 349 to 1305 code for a protein of 318 amino acids.
AUGUUAUUGUUGUUAUGUGAAACGUGAAUGAGUGAUUAUUGUAAUUGAAUAGCUUCUGCAAUUCCAAAAAUACAAAACGGUGUGACUAAUAACUAUAAACGUUUGCAUUGAAGAAUAGCAAAUUCGAAACCAAAGUUUUGAAACAUAAACUUUGCAAAAUUAUUAACUAAAAAUUUUCAACUCUACUAUGAAUCUAUUAUGAUUAUCACGCGCUUUGCAUAUUUUAAGAUAAUCGCAACGAAUGAAAUUUAUGAAUUGAUUUGAACAGCCUUUCACGCGUAAUCAGAACACUUUGAACAUAACACGUCUAAAGUUCAAUUAAAGAAAAGUAAUAAUUGUUGACACAAAAUGGUUGCACAAUCAAAGCUAAGUCAAGUCUUCAGUUAUGAAUCUUGGAUACAUGCCGUUUCUGGAGCAGCCGGUGGCUGCAUUGCUAUGAGCACUUUCUAUCCACUUGACACUGUUCGGUCGCGUUUACAACUUGAAGAUCCAGAUAAAAAUGGAGAGGCGCGUAGUACCGUAAAAGUUCUUAAAGAGAUUAUAACUGGCGAAGGCUUCCAGGCAUUGUAUCGCGGUUUGGGACCGGUUAUACAAAGCCUGUGUAUUUCAAAUUUUGUAUAUUUUUAUACAUUCCACAGCUUAAAAGCUUUAACUGUGUACAGCAAGCAACAGUCUGCUUUAAAGGAUCUAUUCCUAGGCACAAUUGCCGGUAUUAUUAAUGUAUUUACUACCACCCCUUUUUGGGUCGUAAACACGCGCGUUCGAAUGCGUAAUGUAGCAGGAACUUCAGACGAUGUCAAUAAACACUACAACAACUUGAUCAGCGGUCUGUUGUAUGUUGCUAAAACUGAAGGCAUUCGUGGUCUAUGGUCUGGUACUAUACCGUCACUAAUGCUUGUCUCUAAUCCAGCUUUGCAGUUCAUGAUGUAUGAACUAUUAAAACGUAAUCUAACGAAAUUCACAGGCACUGAGAUAUCAAGUUUGGGUUUCUUCCUAAUUGGUGCGCUUGCCAAAGCUUUUGCUACUGUACUCACAUAUCCUUUACAACUAGUCCAAACGAAACAACGUCAUCGCACAAAUACCACUCAAGAGAACAACAAAUCAGCUCCAGCAUCAAAUGACGCGAGUAUGAUGGCAAUUAUGUUGAACAUACUACAACAUCAAGGAUUUAAGGGUCUUUUCCGUGGUUUAGAAGCAAAAAUAUUACAAACCGUGUUAACGGCAGCGCUUAUGUUCAUGAUUUAUGAGAACAUUUCAUCCACGGUGAAAGUGUUAUUAAAUAGGACAUCUGCAGCGCUCAAAUAGAUUUAAAAAUAUUCACUUUGUGGAUAUUCAUACAAGUACAUAUAAUUUAUUUAUAUUGUUUUUUCUUUAAUGGUAUGAUUAUUUUUUAUAUAUUUACAUAAAUUGAAUUGAAUCGUAUAAAAGUUCUCAAACUUUGUUAAAAAGGCUUUUGUUGUGUUUGGGAAUUUUUUGUUAUAAAAAAUAAUUUGCUAACAAUCAUGA